This is a messenger RNA of Drosophila kikkawai, 1295 nucleotides long. RefSeq lists its product as uncharacterized. Lineage: Eukaryota; Metazoa; Arthropoda; Insecta; Diptera; Drosophilidae. The record is from RefSeq and is a predicted model, not a curated record.
UAUUUAGAAAAUGUUUUUGUACAUUUUAAAGCCACUAUAAAAUUAGGCUUCCUUAAACAAAAAUUAUUUUUACAAUUGCUUAGAACAAAGUCUCUUAUUCUACAACUCAAAGCUUAAAUCAGACCGCUAUUGAGGUAUCGUAAAUAUUUGGCAAAGACAGUCGCAUUAUGAACGCAUUGCGCAUACGCACUGUGCGCCGGCUAUCAGCACUCAACAAAUUAAUGCGACAUGGCAGCAAUUAGUCCGUCGUCUGCUAAAUGAUUUAAAACUUGCGCCAAACUUUGCCGCUCCUUCGACCGUUUCUGAGCAAAACUUUUAAUUAUUACACACUUGCGACUUGUUGUUCAAUUUGUUCGCGAUGCUGCCAGAUUAUAAACUUUUGUCGAGUUCAAUUAUGUACGCCGAAUCGCCAGCAUCGCUUGUUUGUUCCCAUUUGCUUCAUCAACUUUUUGGCCCAAUUUGAUGUGCAAUUAGUGCUCGUGAAUCGCCAGAAUUUCUUAUGAAAUCCAGUCUAUGUCUCAGAGUUCCUGGCGCCAAACAUCAAAUAUCAAAAUUAUAUAUGGGAAGCCAUGUUCGAGCCAAACGUUGUCAUCUGGCCGUUUUUUGAAACAGAAACGGUUAAGGACCGUCGACGAUUCACAGGCAAGUGCUUUCUUGAGUUCCUCGGCUGCAUUCUCUUUGGUCUUCUGCAAUGGGUCCUGGUGGUGACAGCACUGAAGAGUUGGUUCGAACAGGUGUCGAGGAAUCACAGCUCAGCCUUGUUCCUAGGAUUUGUCGUAGGUCUUUUCCUGUUCUUGAUAUACGCACUUAGCAAGUCAAUACGGAGAAUGAAAUGCAUGAAGUGGCUAUUGCCCGUGGUCAUAGUGGAGUUCCUGGUGGUUGGUCUUAUUCCGCUGAUGAUUGAACCGCCGGUCCUCUAUAUGCUGAUCGCUUUCCUGAUAACAUGCGUGGUGUUCUUGUUCAUCGUUAUACUGGCUGCUACAAUGCCGGCGGAUAUCACAAUGGGUGGCCUUUACAUAUAUCUGAUGACUUUGGGAUUCUACCUGAUGAGCCUGUAUUGCAUCGUCCUAUAUUGUAUUCUGGGCGUGUUUUGGUGCUUUUAUGUGUUCGCCAUCACAAUGGCCUGCGUUGUGGCGUUUUUCCUCAUGUAUCAUGUGCAGUGCAUCAUGGGCGGCAGGUCGGCCGCCACCAAGUUGUACGAUGACAAGUAUGCCGCGCUGCUGCUCUUCCUUGAGUUUAUAGCCUUCUUUUGCAUAACCCUCUAUAUACGACCCAAAAAUGCACCGCCUACAUAG